This is a messenger RNA of Python bivittatus (Burmese python), 3187 nucleotides long. Lineage: Eukaryota; Metazoa; Chordata; Lepidosauria; Squamata; Pythonidae. The record is from RefSeq and is a predicted model, not a curated record.
CUUCAGCUGGUUGUGAGGACGAGACGGGCCGGGCCGGGGCCGUAAGCAGUGGCAACGUUCGGGCUCUGUCGGGUCGGAUGUCGCCGCUGCCUGAGGAAACAAGGGAAAUUACAGUACAAAAAGAAUUUAACCAGCUAUGGAACUUGCUCAUAGUUUGCUAUUAAAUGAAGAGGCUUUGGCUCAGAUCACUGAAGCAAAGCGACCAGUUUUUAUCUUUGAAUGGCUACGGUUUCUUGAGAAGGUGCUUGUAGCUGCUAACAAGACAGAUGUAAAAGAAAAACAAAAAAAGCUUGUUGAACAGCUAACGGGUCUUAUCAGCAGUUCUCCUGGACCACCAACAAGGAAGUUACUUGCUAAAAAUCUUGCUGCUCUAUACAGUAUUGGAGAUACUUUUACUGUUUUUCAAACACUUGAUAAAUGUAAUGAUAUCAUCAGGAGUAAAGACGAUACUUCUGCCUAUUUAUCAACCAAACUUACUGCAGUGGCAUGUGUUGGAGCAUUUUAUGAGAAAAUGGGGAGAAUGCUGGGCAGCUCUUUUCCUGAAACAGUUAAUAAUCUCUUAAAAUCUUUGAAAAGUGCUGAGUCACAGGGACGGAGUGAAAUAUUAAUGAGUUUACAAAAAGUCUUAAGUGGCCUCGGUGGUGCAGCAGCUUCUUGCCACCGUGAUAUUUAUAAGAAUGCCCGGUCUCUCCUGACAGACAGAGCUAUGGCUGUACGCUGUGCAGUAGCAAAGUGUCUACUAGAACUUCAAAAUGAAGCUGUGUUUAUGUGGACAGCAGAAUUAGAAAAUGUAGCAACUCUUUGUUUUAAGGCUCUGGAAAAUUCAAAUUAUGGUGUACGAGUUGCAGUAUCCAAACUUUUGGGGACAGUUAUGGCUACAGCACUGAUACCAAAGCAAGCAGCAGUGAUGCGCCAGAAUGUAAAAAAAGCUACAUUGGAAGAGGUUUUAGAACUCAUGGCCACUGGUUUUCUGCGAGGAGGAUCUGGAUUCUUAAAAAGUGGUGGAGAGAUGUUAAAAGUAGGAGGAUCUGUUAAUCGAGAAGUGCGAGUCGGGGUUACUCAGGCCUAUGUUGUCUUUGUCACAACCCUAGGAGGUCAGUGGCUGGAACGAAAUUUUGCAACCUUCUUGUCACACGUACUGGAUUUGGUUUCUCAUCCUCGUGCAACUCAAACUCACGUAGAAGCUGUCUACUCUCGAAGAUGUGUCUCAUUUAUCCUCAGAGCAACAGUAGGAAGUUUAUUGGGAGAGAAGGCACAGAUUGCUGCUGCUAAAGAUAUUUGUCAAGCUAUUGAUAAACAGAUGAAGGCAGUAGAAACAGUUGUGAAUGAUGCUAAUGUUGAAAACAAAUCAGGAGCAGCAGAAGUUGCAGCAAGUCAACAUGUAAUGGUUUGUGCUCUUCAAGAGCUUGGAAGUUUAGUUCAAAGCCUGAAUGCCACUGCAUCACCACUUAUACAGGAGCCUUCUAUAGGAUUGCUUGAGACUGUUACUUCAGUUCUUCUCCAUCCAAGUAUGGCUGCCCGACUUGCUGCUGCAUGGUGUUUGCGCUGUGUGGCUGUAGCUCUGCCUUUCCAAUUAACUCCUUUAUUGGACCGGUGUGCAGAAAGGCUUAACAACCUGAAGACCUCCCCAGAAGCUGUUAGUGGGUACAGUUUUGCAAUGGCUGCUUUGUUAGGUGGAGUUCAUCAAUGUUCUCUAGGUAUCCCUCAUGCCAAAGGAAAGAUGGUUGUUAGCAUUGCUGAGGAUCUCUUACGGACUGCUGCACAAAAUAGCAGACUGUCCUUACAGCGAACCCAGGCUGGGUGGCUUUUGCUGGGUGCACUAAUGACAUUAGGUCCUUCAGUUGUCCGCUACCAUCUUCCUAAAAUGUUAUUACUAUGGCGAAAUGUGUUUCCGCGUUCUCUAAAGGAAUUAGAAGCUGAAAAAGCUCGUGGAGAUUCCUUUACAUGGCAAGUAACACUGGAAGGACGUGCAGGAGCUCUCUGCGCUAUGAGGAGUUUUGUUGCCCACUGUCCUGAGCUUCUAACAGAAGAUGUUAUUCGAAAACUGAUGACACCUAUAGAAUGUGCUAUGACAAUGAUGUCUCACAUUCCUUCUGUAAUUAAAGCCCAUGGAGCACAUCUGAAGGCAAGUGCAGCAAUGGUUCGAUUAAGGCUUUAUGACAUUUUGGCUUUGUUACCACCAAAAACAUAUGAAGGAUCUUUUAAUCCACUUCUUCGGGAGCUGGUGGCAGAAUUUACUCUGACAGACAACUCUGCUAAUACAACUACAUCCCUGCUUAGAUCACUUUGCCAUUAUGAUGACAGUGUUCUUCUUGGCUCUUGGCUGCAGGAAACAGACCAUAAAUCAAUUGAAGAUCAGCUCCAGCCCAACAGUGCCUCAGGAAGUGGUGCACUAGAACAUGAUCCCUCCUCCAUUUACUUGCGCAUCCCAGCUGGAGAAGCAGUGCCAGGUCCUCUUCCGUUGGGAGUAUCAGUCAUUGAUGCCUCGGUGGCUCUCUUUGGAGUUGUUUUCCCUCAUGUGUCCUACAAACACAGGCUACAAAUGUUGGAUCAUUUUGCAGAAUGCAUCAAACAGGCAAAAGGUGUUCGUCAACAAGCGGUACAGCUUAAUAUUUUUACUGCUGUUCUCAGUGCACUAAAGGGCUUAGCUGAGAACAAAAGUACCUUAGGACCAGAAGAAGUCCGCAAGUCUGCUUUGACUCUUGUAAUGGGAGCACUUGACAAUCCUAAUCCCAUUUUGAGGUGUGCUGCAGGAGAAGCUCUGGGCAGAAUGGCACAGGUGGUUGGAGAAGCAACUUUCAUUGCCAGGAUGGCUCAGUACAGCUUUGAUAAGCUGAAAUCUGCUAGGGAUGUUGUAUCAAGAACUGGCCAUUCUUUGGCUCUUGGCUGUCUGCAUCGUUAUGUUGGUGGAAUAGGUUCUGGGCAGCAUUUGAAAACCAGUGUUAGCAUUCUGUUAGCACUGGCACAAGAUGGAACCUCUCCUGAAGUUCAGACGUGGUCUCUCCAUUCACUUGCUCUAAUAGUGGAUUCCAGUGGACCAAUGUACCGUGGAUAUGUAGAGCCAACCCUAUCUUUGGUCCUUACCUUACUUCUGACAGUGCCUCCAUCCCAUACAGAAGUACACCAAUGUUUGGGUCGAUGUCUAGGAGCUAUAAUAACCACUGUUGGUCCUGAGCUGCAAGGUUAG